AUGUCCGAAGUCAGUCCCCUUGCAGAGCUGCUCGGGCAGGCUCUGUACCACUUCGAUCGCGUUAAGCCCCUCCUUCCGACCUACGGACAUCUGCUCGUCUCUGCUCUAUUUCCCAUCUGGAUUGGAUCCCAUUCCUCCUUGUCGAGACCCUCGUCUGCCGCCAAACCCCCCAAGAAGAAAGACACCGCGAAGGAAGAUUCUGAUACCGAAGAUGAUACCGAGGACGAACAGGGCUCAAUGCCGAAGAUGGAGGGACUGGAACCUUCGGAUGCUCUGAUGUUCCCCUUGACUGCAGGCUUGACAUUGGGUGGUUUAUACAUGGUGAUCAAAUGGCUCGAAGACCCAGCGAUUUUGAACAAGAUCCUCAGUUUCUACUUCUCUCAAAUGGGCCUGUUCUUUGCAAUUGCCUUCUUGAAAGACAGCUCGUUGACUGUGCGGUCCUUUUUCUUCCCUGCUUACUAUCGCCAUCGAGGGCAGCUCUGGAGGGUAAACCAGUCCGAGCGUGUUUUCAAGACCUCGGAGACAGGCCAGGUCCGUCAUUCACCACUCCCAGGAGCUUUCGGGACCAUCCCUCUUCCAGGACCGAUCCGGUCAGGGCUUUGGACUUGCCGCAACGCAGUGUAUCAGCAACUCAAACUCAGAACCUACGUACGGGGCCUCCUCGAGGUCAAAACUCUCGUUGGCCUUCUCGAUCUCUUCAGCGGGAUCGCCGCACUCUGCGCUGUGGGCUACUUUGCCUUUGUUACCAAACCAUGGUGGUUGACAAACUUCCUCGGAUUCAGCUUCUGCUACGGCGCCCUGCAAUUCAUGUCGCCGUCGACAUUUUGGACGGGCACCCUCAUCCUUGGGUCUUUGUUUUUCUACGACAUUUACUUUGUCUUUUUUACCCCGCUGAUGGUCACCGUCGCGACCAAGCUAGAUGUUCCCAUCAAGCUGCUGUUCCCCCGGCCACCAACGCCCAGCGAGGCACCAGAUGCUCAGUCAUUGGCCAUGCUGGGUCUUGGAGAUAUUGUCAUUCCCGGCUUGAUGAUCGGCCUGGCUCUCCGCUUUGACCUUUUCCUCUAUUACCAGCGAAAAGGUGCCCAGAAGGCACAGGUGGAAGGCGACGAGAAAGAAGCGAUCAAGCCGCAGUAUCAGAAGGCUACUGGUGCUUGGGGAGAGCGGUUCUGGUCGCCGUCCAUUGUGCCCCAGGAGUUGGAACUUCAGCCUCCCUACCAUGAUGCACGGUCUUUCCCGAAGAUCUACUUCAACGCUAGCCUGAUUGGCUAUGUUACUGGAAUGGUUACCACUCUUCUUGCGAUGCAAUAUUCGAACCAUGCUCAGCCUGCUCUCCUGUAUCUGGUUCCCGGUGUCCUCGGCUCACUCUGGGGCACCGCGUUCUUCCGAGGAGAGACUCGCAGCAUGUGGGACUUUUCUGAUGCCGAGGUAGAAGAGUCAGAGGAGAAGACGGACGAGAAAAAGGAAGAAGAUAAAGAUUCUACCCAGGGACCCAAGAGCCUCUUCAUGCGUAUCUUGUCCGGUGAUUUGAAGUCUCUCACAUCCUCCGAGGGCCCCACUCAGGAGAAGAAAAAUGAAGAUAAGACUCCUGAGACAGCGUCCAAGGCAGAUGGAGCCGAAAAAGAUAAAUCUGGUGCGAAGAAGGACCAAGACAAAAAGACCCGCGACGACAAGGAUGUUAUUUCCAUCUCCUUGUCUUUUCAUCGCAAGUCCAAGCCCGCCACUGACUCGGCCUCAAAAGAGUCGGCCAGCGAAGACGAUGAAAUGGUGACGGUGUCUGGAGCUGAGCGGGACACCGAGCCGCCGCUGAAGAGAAGACGGCGCAGUCUGAAGGCGGAGCUCGAGGAGUAA
Penicillium alfredii is the source of this 1848-nucleotide messenger RNA. Its product is annotated as aspartic endopeptidase. The coding region runs from base 1 to 1848 and encodes 615 amino acids. Gene Ontology annotation, cellular component: cytoplasmic side of endoplasmic reticulum membrane; membrane; lumenal side of endoplasmic reticulum membrane. The transcript has a single exon. Gene Ontology annotation, biological process: membrane protein proteolysis. Gene Ontology annotation, molecular function: aspartic endopeptidase activity, intramembrane cleaving. NCBI's taxonomy places the organism in Eukaryota, Fungi, Ascomycota, Eurotiomycetes, Eurotiales, Aspergillaceae. The record is from RefSeq and is a predicted model, not a curated record.